Passer montanus (Eurasian tree sparrow) is the source of this 1737-nucleotide messenger RNA. It is a transcript of the gene SCPEP1, whose product is annotated as serine carboxypeptidase 1. The transcript has 13 exons. The record is from RefSeq and is a predicted model, not a curated record. Gene Ontology annotation, biological process: proteolysis. Gene Ontology annotation, molecular function: serine-type carboxypeptidase activity. The coding region runs from base 48 to 1373 and encodes 441 amino acids. Lineage: Eukaryota; Metazoa; Chordata; Aves; Passeriformes; Passeridae.
CUCAGGGCGGCCCGGCCGGUCCCGUGACCGCGGGAGCUGAGGGAGCGAUGGGGGUGCUCCGGGCUGCGACCGCGCUGUCCGCGCUGCUGCUGGCCGCAGGUGUAGUUCUGAGGCAGCCCCAGGAGCCCAAAGAGGUGUGGGGAUAUGUGGAGGUUCGGAACAAGGCCCACAUGUUCUGGUGGCUCUACUAUGCAAAUAACCCAACCAAAGACUUCACAGAGUUACCUCUUGUCUUGUGGCUUCAGGGAGGUCCAGGAUCUUCAGGCUGUGGAUAUGGGAACUUUGAAGAGAUUGGUCCAUUAGACAAAGAAUUGAAACCAAGAAAUACAACCUGGUUGCAGGCAGCCAGUAUCUUGUUUGUGGAUAAUCCUGUGGGCACUGGAUUCAGUUAUGUGGAUGAUUGUAGCUUGUUUGCCCAAAACCUUACCACAGUGGUUUCUGAUAUGAUGGUUUUUCUUGGAGAAUUCUUCAAGUGUAGAACAGAAUUCCAGACCAUCCCAUUCUACAUAUUUUCUGAAUCUUAUGGAGGCAAAAUGGCUGCUGGGGUUGCUUUAGAGCUGCACAAGGCUGUUCAAAAAGGGACCAUAAAGUGCAAUUUUAUGGGGACUGCUCUUGGGGACUCCUGGAUUUCUCCUUUGGACUCUGUGCUGUCCUGGGGACCCUACCUUUACAGCACUUCUCUCCUUGAUGAUAAUGGUCUAGCAGAGGUGACUGCUGUUGCCAAAGAAAUAAUGGAUGCAAUAAAUAAAAAUCAAUAUGGGCUGGCUACUGAGCUCUGGGGCAAGGCUGAAGGUGUCAUUGAAGAGAACACUGACAAUGUGAACUUUUAUAACAUCUUGACUAAGGAGGUACCAGAAGUGAAAUCAGAUGAACAGGAAAAUUUCCAUCUCAUUCGGCUUUAUCAGCGCCACGUCAGAAAAAUGCACCAGAGCAGCCUUGAUGAGCUGAUGAAUGGGCCCAUCAGAAAGAAGCUGAUGAUCAUUCCUGACUGUGUGAAGUGGGGAGGUCAGUCCAGACAGGUCUUUGAGAACAUGGCUGAGGACUUCAUGAAACCUGUCAUCGAUAUCGUUGAUCAGCUUUUGGCAGCCAAUAUCAGUGUGACAGUCUAUAAUGGGCAGCUGGACCUCAUUGUUGACACCAUGGGGCAGGAGGCAUGGAUCCGGAAACUGCAGUGGCCUGACUUGGAGCAGUUCAGCCAGAAAAGGUGGAAGGCACUGUAUGUGUCUCCAGAAUCUGCUGAGACAGCUGCUUUCCACAAGGCCUAUAAGAACUUUGCUUUCUUCUGGAUUCUCAAGGCUGGGCACAUGGUACCAGCUGACCAAGGAGAGAUGGCACUCAAAAUGCUCAGGAUGGUGACUCAGCAGCAGCACUAGGGAAGGGAGGACACCUGGUCUGACUUCCUGUCCAGCAGCAGGGCUCUGGAGGAGUGUGAAUCUGGAUCCUGAGCCAAAGGAGGCACAGUGGCUGUUUGGGCACACAGCCUCCAUCAUCUUGCUGAUACUGUGCACAAGUGCUUGUGGAAAGGCGUUUUUUUCCUUGAAUGAAUUAUUGCUUUUGAACUUUUUAAGCUGUGAUUUGCUGCCUUAACACUGUUCAUAAAUGACUCUUCCAGAGGGAAGUCCCCUGUCAUAAAGAACAAGCCCUGAACCUUUGCCUUGGAAGGAUUUUGUGCUCUUGCCCUUCCCUGAAUGCUCCUUUGUCUGUUUGCACACCAAGAGUAAAACUGAUUUGACUUCA